AUGGGCGGGAGAAAGGGCAAGGCGCCCAGGCGCCCGGAGAGACCCGAGAGGCCAGCCUCGGGGGAGCAGGAGUCCGGGUCGGCCAGCGCGGACGGCGUGCCCAGCGGGGCGCGCCGUCAGGGCCGCGGUAAGGCCCGAGGAUCCAGACCGGUCUUGGAGCCCGCCACGGCGGGAGGCCAGGGGACCCCUGGUGGCCGCAGGAAGCCCACCACCGAGGGGAACCGCGGUUGCAGACAGCCAGGGGCUGGGUCUCCACCAACGGCCCAGAGGAGACAAGGCAGCGAGAGGCGUCACAGACGCAAGCUGAAGGAGAGCCGCGAGUCCGGGGACAGCCAUGGGGGGCGCCUGGAGGAGGACGGUAUCCCCCGAGAAGGUAGAACAGGCGAGCACGGCCACCGCAGGAGGAAAGGAAAAGGGCGCCGACCCUCGGCUCCGCGGGGCCGCCGAAAGCCUCAGAGGCUCGAUGGGCACACGUCCGGCGCGGACGGGGACAGCUCCUGCCGGGACAGCUCCUGCCCGGACAGCGAAGCCCGCGAGGCCCAGGAAAGCAGCGGCCAGAGCGGCGGGGCUCCGGAGCUGCGGCCCAGGUCAGAGCAAACGGACACAGGCUCGGCAGGCACCCCGACCGGGCCGGAGUCGGCCUUGGAGCAGGGCGAGCAUCCAAGCAGCGACGAGCCCCGGAGCCAGGAAGGGUCGCUGGGAACGGGGCCCCAGGGAGAGACUGAGGAUUCCGGGACAGACGCAGACUGGGGUCCGGAGGAGGUCGGGCCUGGACGGGGCCCACCGGCAACCCCAGCAUCAGCGGGCCGGGCCCCGGAGGCCGAACAGGCUGAGCCAGGCAGGAAUGCCCCGUCCUCCAGCCCCCUCGAGGGCAGGCCCGCGGGAGUCUCCCGGAGCUCCCUGGCUUCUCUGGACCCAAGGCCGACCAGCGACACAAGUGAUAAAGUGGCGCAGGCAGAAGCGGAGUCGCGGGACACCGAGCCCAGUGGAGCCCAGGCCUCGACUGCCAGGGCUCCGCGCCGCCGGGUCGGAAAGGUGGUGGGGAAAGUGCACGCGGCGGCCAGCGAGAGCGCCCCAGGGGGCGCAGAGGGAGCCGGGCCCGGGGACCCAGCGCCGCUGGCCGCCCUCGUGACGCUCCACAGGCUCCGCGCGAGGCCCCCACCGGGCCCCGCUGCCCAGGCCGUGGGUCCCCGUACUGCCGGCCUCAAGGAGAGGCUCCUGCGCGUGGCACGGGUCCUGAGCUUCCUGCAAUGGCUCUGGCGUCGGCUCCGGCGGCGCGCGAGCGAGGGGCAGGAGGCGGGUCCGGUGGCGGGGUCGAGGGCGGGCGAGGGGCGGAGUCGCGGGCCGGCGCUAAAGCGACGUCUAGGGCUUCGCCUGGCGGGCGUAGUGGGGCUGCGGGGGCGGCCGAGGGCUCCCCCUGGCGUCAGCCGGCACCCCCCGCAGGCCACCGAGAGCCCACCCUGCCACCAUCCUUCUCAGGAUGAAGACCCCAUUCCGGAUCCCAAGUUCGCGGUCGUAUUCCCAAGGAUCCAUAAGGCGGGGAGAGCAUCGAGCAGCCGGAGCUCAGAGGAAGCGUCGGCCGACGCCCCUGCCGGGGAGGGGCGCAUCUGGCCUUGCGCAGGUACCUCAAGGAACAGUGAGGAGCGCAGGGUGAAUGGAGAAAUGGUGGCCGGUCCCCGUGACGAGCCCAGUGACCAGCCCCCUCUGGACGAGAGUGGCUCCAGCAGCGAAGCAGAGUCCGAGACCUUGGAAGCUGAGGCUCCGGUGCACUGGGCUCAGGGCUCCGACACCCGCGAGGACCCUGGGCUUGGCACAGACGCACUGCUGCCCCAACUCACUUUGGAGAGGAGUCCGGGCCCCUACCUGUCCCAGAGGGAGCGGUGGGAGCCGGAGGAUGAGGUCGAGGAGGCGCUGGAGAGGGAGCUGGAGCUGAGCCUUGGGCCAGGCCUGGAGGCGCCAUCCUUUCUGGGUGCCGAGGGCAGCAGCCCAGGGGCCGCCCUGGAAGACACCGAGGACCUGGCCUGGCUGCAACCGCUGUGCGACAGCUCCGUUCUGCUGUGUCUCAAGAAGAGGUUUCACCUGGGCCGAAUCUAUACAUUUGGGGGGCCCCUUCUGCUCGCUCUGAACCCCCGCUGGCCCCUGCCUCUCUUCACACCUGAGGUCCUGGCCAGCUACCGCCCCGGGAGGGCCCCCAAUACCACCCCACACAUCUUUGCCAUCGUGGCAUCAGCCUAUAGCCUGGCUCAGAGCACCGGGCAGGGCACAUGCACCUUGCCAGCCCCUCCCUCCUGCAGCGGGCGCAGCGGCUCAGGGAAGACAGAAGCUGCCAAACAGAUCGUGCGGUUCCUAGGCAGCCUGGAGCAGAAGCAGACGAGGGACAGAGGAUGUCAGCUGGACGAUGUGCUGCCCUUGCUCGGCAGCUUUGGCCACGCCAAGACGGUCCUCAAUGCCAACGCCAGCCGCUUCGGCCAGGUCUUCCGCCUCUGCCUGCAGCACGGAGUCAUCGUGGGAGCCUCUGUGUCACAUUAUCUGCUUGAGACCUCGAGGGUGGUGUUUCAGGCCCAGGCUGAGCGGAGCUUCCAUGUUUUUUACGAGCUGCUGGCGGGGCUGGACUGCGUGGAACGGGAGCAGCUGUCCCUGCAAGAGUCGGAGAGCUACUACUACCUCAACCAGGGCAGGGCCUGCAGGCUCCAGGGCAAGGAGGACGCCCAGGACUUCGCAGUCCUGGUGAAGGCCCUGCAGGCACUGGGCCUGUGCCCCGAGGAGCUGACCACAGUCUGGGCCGUGCUGGCCACCAUCCUGCACCUGGGCAACAUCUGCUUCUCCUCCUCAGAGCGGGAGUCCCAGGAGGUGGCUGCCGUGUCCAGCUGGGCCGAGAUUCACACGGCAGCCCGGCUGCUGCGGGUGCCGCCCGAGCGCUUGGAGGCGGCCAUCACCAGGAGGGUCACGGAGACUCCCUAUGGCCCGGCCUCCAGGUCCCUGCCCGUGGAGAGCGCCAUUGAUGCCAGGGACGCCCUGGCCAAGGCCCUGUACUCGCGACUCUUCGCCUGGCUGCUGAGGAGGACCGGCUCGCGGCGGGCCCCGCCCGGGGAGGGAGGCGGCAUGGACAGCAUCACUGUCCUGGACGUCUACGGCUUUGAGGCGCUGCGGGUGAACGGCCUGGAGCAACUGUGCAACAACCUUGCCAGCGAGCGCCUGCGGCUCUUCUGCAGCCAGAGGCUGCUGGCCCAGGAGGAGGAGGAGUGCCAGCGAGAGUUGCUGCCCUGGACGCCCAUCCCCCAGCCUCCGAGGGAGUCCUGCCUGGACCUCCUGGUAGACCAGCCCCACAGCCUCCUGAGCAUCCUGGACGCCCAGACAUGGCUGUCCCAGGCGACGGACCACACCUUCCUCCAGAAGUGCCACUAUCACCAUGGCGAUCACCCGUGCUACGCCAAGCCCCAGCUGCCGCUUCCUAUCUUCACCGUGCGACAUUACGCAGGGGCCGUCACCUACCAGGUUCACAAAUUUUUAAACAGAAACCGGGACCGUCUGGACCCUGCUGUGGUGGAGAUGCUCGCCCAGAGCCAGCUCCAGCUGGUGGGCAGCCUGUUCCAGGACGCAGAGCCGCAGGCCGAGGGAGAGCGAGGCAAGCCCACACUGGCCUCUCGGUUCCAGCAGUCCCUGAGGGACCUGAUAGCCGGCUUGGGCAGGAGCCACAUUUACUUCAUCCAGUGCCUCAACCCCAACCCGGGAAAGCUCCCGGGCCUCUUUGAUGUGGGACACGUGAUGGAGCAGCUGCGCCAGGCAGGCGCGCUGGAGGCCAUCUGCACCCGCGGCGCCACCUUCCCCGUGCGCACGCCCUUCCACACCUUCCUGGCCAGGUUCCGGAUCCUGGGGACCGAGGGGCAGGGAGGGUCCUCUGACCGGGAGAGGUGUGGUGCCAUCCUGAGCCAGGUGCUGGGGGCUGAGUCGCCCCUCUGCCACCUUGGAGCCACCCAGAUCCUGCUGCAGGAGCCCGGCUGGCGGCAGCUGGAGCAGCGCCGGGCCCAGCGUCGCUCCCAGGUGCUGCUCACCCUGCACCGCGGCCUCCGGGCCUAUGUCUCCCGCCAGCGCCUCCGCCUCCUGCCACGGCUUCAGGCUCGCGUGCGGGGGCUCCAGGCCAGGAAGCGGUACCUCCGGCGGCGGGCGGCCCUGGGACAGCUGAACACCAUCCUGCUGGCGGCCCGAACCCUGCUCUGGAGACGGCGCAGAGCGCAGCUCGGGCUUUGGCGUGGCUGGCACGGCAGCGGGUCCUCCGAGAACGUGCCAAGCAUGGAGCUGGGGUGCCUGGAGAUCCCAGACGAGCUGGCCGUCAUGCUGAGGACAGCGGAAGGCUGCCAGCACAGUCUGGCCCAGAGCAUCACGGAGGCCAAGCCCCCAGAAGUUCCUGCUCGGCCCAGCCUGACCCUCCCGCCGGACAUCGACCGGUUCCCCUUCUCCAGCUUCGUCUCCACCGGCUUUCAGGAGCCAUCUCUGCCCACCCCUGGGCAGCUGCUGGCCAAGCCCCUGACCCGGCUAGAUGGGGAGAGCCCUCAGCAUGCGCUGGAUAUUAACAAGGUGAUGCUGCGGCUCCUGGGGGACGAGUCCCUGCUGUCCUGGCAGGAAGAGACCAUGGGCACGUACCUGGUGAGGCAGGGGCAGCACCGGCCGCGACUGCGGGACGAGCUCUUCAGCCAGCUCGUGGCCCAGCUCUGGCACAACCCCAGCGAGCAGCAGAGCCAGCGCGGCUGGGCCCUCAUGGCUGUCCUGCUCAGCGCCUUCCCCCCGACGCCCGCCCUGCAGAAGCCGCUGCUCAAAUUUGUGUCCGACCAGGCCCCCAGCGGUAUGGCAGCGCUGUGCCAGCACAAGCUGCUGGGGGCCCUCGAGCAGACGCGGCUGGCCCCCGGGACCACACGGGCCCACCCCCCGACCCAGCUCGAGCGCACGGCCAGCCGGCGGCGGGGCCGCAUGGUGCUGGACGUCUUCACUUUCAGUGAGGAGUGCUUCUCCGCAGAGGUGGAGUCCUGGACUACGGCGGAGCAACUGGCUGGGUGGAUUCUGCAGAGCAGAGGCCUGGAGGGCAGCCCCCGUGGCUGGUCCGUGUCCCUGCAUUCCGGGGACUCCUGGCAGGACCUGGUUGGCUGUGACUUCGUGUUGGACCUGAUCGGCCAGACAGAGGACAUGGGGGAUCCUACGGGUCCCUGCAGCUACCCCAUCACCCCCCAAAGCUUCGCCGCGGACAUCCCUCCGGCCCCUGGCGUCCAGGCCCCCGCGCUGUGCCCAGGGCCUCCUCCAGGCCCAGCCCCAACACUACCCGGCAGGGGCCACUCUGGGGAGUCCCAGACCUCAGAGAGCGUGGAUCGCUACCUGGACCACGUCUUCGAGCCAGUCCUCUCCCCUAGCCUCAGCGACCUGGAGCAAGCCAGGGCUCUGAGCAGCCGCAUGAAGGGAGGGGGCGCCAUGGGGCCCAUGCAUCAGGGGAGCUACCCUAUGGCGUACCCAGGGCUGAUGCAGGCGCCCGGAUACCAGCCAGCGAUGAUGCCCGCGCCCAUGCCCAUGAUGCCAGCAAUGGGCGCAGUCCCUGCCAUGCCAGCCAUGGUGGUGCCGCCACAGCCGGUGCCGCCACAGCCGCAGCCGCUGCUUCCCAGCGUGGACGUGAGGCAGCUGGCGACUCAGCAGCAGAACUUCAUCAACCAACAGGCGCUGAUCCUGGCCCAGCAGAUGACUGCCCAGGCCAUGGCCCUGUCCCUGGAGCAGCAGACGCAGCAGCGCCAGCACCAGGCCCGGGCAGCGCCAGCCACUGCCCCCAAGCCCAAGAAGCCCCCAGCCCCCAAGGGGGAGCCCGAGCCGGAGCCCGAGCCGGAGCCCGAGCCGGAGCCGGUGGGUGCCUGCCCGAGGCACACCUCAGAGGAGACCGCACAGGAUACGGACAGGCCCAGGAGCUUCCAGCAGAAAAGGAACUACUUCCAGAAGAUGGGGCAGCAGCAGAUCAAGGUGAAGACGGUGAAGCCUCCGGCCAAGGUGCAGGUCCCCCAAGGGGAGGAGCAGGAAGAGGAGGAGCCCAGCGCAGGUGGCAGGGAGAUGGGGGAGGGCCUGGCUCUUGGGUGACGCACAGGGUCUCACAUGUUUCCACUUCUCUCGUCAGCGCCGUCCCCCGUGGUGAAGAAGCCACCAGCACGAGGUGGGGCCAAAACUGCGCCGAAGGCUGAACCCGCACCGGCCAAGGGGGCGGAGCCUGGAGGCGGCCCCCAGCAGGCGGGGGGCAGAGCUGUGGCGCAGAGCUCAGACCGCUCGCCCCUGCCCAGCAGGGAGAUUGGUAACAUCAUCCGCAUGUACCAAAGCCGCCCAGGCCCCGUGCCUGUGCCCGUGCAGCCAGCCAGGAAGCCUCUCCCAAUUUUCCCGAAGAAAAACAACCCUAAGGACGAGGCCCUGGCUAAGCUGGGGAUCACUGGCGCCCACGCACCCUCCUCGAUGCCGACCCCCAGCCCAGGGAAGGGCCCCCCACCCGCUGUGGCCCCUCGACCCAAGACCCCCACACGGCUCAGGGCCUCCAACUCCAUCAGGGAGAAGCAGGGGCCCCUUCAGGAGCUGUUUGGCCAGAACCCACCCACUGCCCAGGCACCCCCACUUCCACCAGCGCCCCCCCCGCCGCCACCUGAGGACUCAGAACUUUCUUCAGCUAAGCCCCGCGGCCCGCCGGAGCCCUUGGGGGACACGGGUGUCAGCACCCAGCUGCUUGUGCCCUCCGGCAGCGUGUGCUUCUCCUACGCCAGCGCGCCCUGGAGGCUGUUCCUACGCAAGGAGGUGUUCUACCCCCGGGAGAGCUUCAGCCAUCCCUACAGCCUCAGGCUCCUCUGUGAGCAGAUCCUAAGGGACACCUUUUCCGAGUCCUGCGCCCGGAUCUCCCAGGACGAGCGGCGCAAAAUGAAAGACCUGCUGGGAGACCUGGAGGUGGGCCUAGACUCAAUCCUCACCGCGGAAGACAGUGUCAAGAAGCGCAUUGUGGUGGCCGCUAGGGACAACUGGGCGAAUUACUUCUCGCGCAUUUUCCCCGUCUCGGGUGACAGCGGCAGCAACGUACAGCUGCUGGGCGUGUCCCAUCGGGGGCUGAGACUGCUCAAGGUGACCCAAGGCCCCAGCCGCUACUCCCACCAGCUGAAGACUCUCUGCUCCUACAGCUUUGUUGAGGUGCUGGGCGUGGAGUGCCGGGGUGGCUCCACCCUGGAGCUGACGCUGAAGAGGGAGCAGCUGGUGCUGCACACGGCCCGGGCCAGCACCAUCAAGGCCAUGAUCGACCUCUUCCUCAGGGAGCUCAAGAAGGACUCCGGCUAUGUCAUCGCCUUGCGAAGCUACAUCACCGAUGACCGCAGCCUCCUCAGCUUCCACCGUGGGGACCUCAUCAAGCUGUUGCCAGUGGCCAACGUGGAGCUGGGCUGGCAGUUUGGAUCGACCGGGGGCCGCUCGGGACUCUUUCCUGCCGACCUCGUGCAGCCGGCUCCUGCCCCAGGCCUCUCCUCGCAGGAGCAAAGGACUGACCAGCCCAAGAGUCAGCCUCCAAGCAGAGAGCCGGGCCAGGAUCGGUGGGAGAGGGCGUUGGAGGGCCGUGCUCGCCCCCGGAGCUGGGUGCGCAGUGACAACUCCGAGGCCGUCAGCCUGCCUGCCUCCCUGUCCAUGGACUCCCACAACUACACCAUGCAGGAAUUUGCCCUUAAUUACUUCCGGAAGCCCCAGGCCUUGCUGGACCAGACAGGCAGAGGUGCUGAGGGGAGAGCCGUGGCCAGCCUGGUGCAGUACACCAAGGACCCCAUCCAGGAAUCGCUCAUCAGCCUCAGCGACGAGGACAUGAGCAGGAAGGCUGUGGAAAGCUUCCAGGUUCUGAUGCAGUUUAUGGGGGACCAGCCUAAGCCCCGGGGCAAGACCGAGGUGGAGCUCCUCUUUGAGCUGCUGAAGAUGUGCCAGGAGAAGAACCUCAGGGAUGAGAUCUACUGCCAGGUCAUCAAGCAGGUCACAGGACACCCCCAGCCGGAGCUCCGUGCUCGCGGCUGGAGCUUCCUCGACCUCCUCACUGGCUUCUUCCCACCGUCAACCACACUGAUGCCCUAUGUGACCAAGUUCCUGCAGGAUUCAGGCCAGACUCAAGAGCUGGCCUGGAGCUGCCAGGAGAACCUCGAGCAGACAGUCAAAUAUGGCGGGCGCCAGCAGCUGCCGUACCCUGGCGAAAUGCAGGCUAUCCUGAAAGGGAAAACGGCACGCCUGCUUCUUGUUCACCUGCCCGGGGGUGUGAGUUACAAGACCAACAUCAAGACUUUCACCGUGGCAGCCGAGGUGCUGCAGGAGAUGUGCGGACAGAUGGGCAUCACGGACCCUGAGGAGGUGCAGGAAUUUGCCCUCUUCCUCAUCAAAGGGGAAGGCACGCUGGUGCGGCCCCUGCGGCCUCGCGAGUAUCUCAACAACGUGGCGGGGAGUCGGGACGCGAGCCUGCACAGCCGGCGGCUCGGCUGGGAGACGCCCCUGCACUUCGAUAACCCCACCUACAUCAGCACCCACUACAGCCAGCUGCAGCGGGACUACCUGCAGGGGAAGCUGCUGGUCAGCGCUCAAGCCGAAGCCCAGGUUGCCAGGCUGGCCGCUCUACAGCACCUCAGCAGGGCCCUCAAGGUGCCCCUGUCUCAGCAAGAUCUGCUGGCUUACUUGCCGCAGCCGCUGCAAUGUCAGGCGAACAUGGCCGCCACGAAGAGCCUGGUGGAGCAGGAGCUGUGGCAGCUGCAAGGAUGCAGCGCCCAUGAAGCACAGAUCAGCUUCAUCGAGGGUGUGAGCCAGCUGCCCCUCUUCGGCUACACUGUCUACGUGGUGCUGCGAGUGAGCAAGCUGGCCCUGCCGGGGCCCAGCCUUCUGGGGCUGAACCGCCAGCACCUCAUCCUCAUGGACCCCAGCUCCCAGACCCAGCACUGCUCCAUCGCCCUGAGGGACCUGCGUCAGCUCCGCCUGCUGAGCCCCCUGGAUGAAGAGGGGCCCCCGGGCCUGGAGCUCAACUACGGCUCCCCUGACAGCCCCCAGACCAUCUGGUUUGAGCUGCCGCAGGCGCAGGAGCUGAAGCACACCAUCACCUUCCUGCUGGACGGCAGCGGCCCCAAGGCCCUUUAG
Pteronotus mesoamericanus is the source of this 9141-nucleotide messenger RNA. RefSeq names its product myosin XVB (gene MYO15B). Gene Ontology annotation, molecular function: ATP binding; cytoskeletal motor activity; protein binding. The transcript is spliced from 63 exons. Gene Ontology annotation, cellular component: myosin complex; cytoskeleton. NCBI's taxonomy places the organism in Eukaryota, Metazoa, Chordata, Mammalia, Chiroptera, Mormoopidae. The record is from RefSeq and is a predicted model, not a curated record.